Messenger RNA from Pangasianodon hypophthalmus (striped catfish), 2750 nucleotides. RefSeq names its product F-box and WD repeat domain containing 8 (gene fbxw8). Lineage: Eukaryota; Metazoa; Chordata; Actinopteri; Siluriformes; Pangasiidae. Gene Ontology annotation, molecular function: protein binding. The record is from RefSeq and is a predicted model, not a curated record. Gene Ontology annotation, cellular component: preribosome, large subunit precursor. The coding region runs from base 377 to 2329 and encodes 650 amino acids. The transcript is spliced from 11 exons.
AGCCGUAUUGUAACUGGCUGUGUGUUAGUGUUUUAGACUUCAGAUUGCCCCCUAAUGAAGUCAUUGUGUCUAACCUGGCCACCCUGUUGUAAAAGCAAGACCUAGCUAUACAACUGAUGGACACACUCAGUAUUCUCCGUUAUUUUUUUGGACUUAACUACAAAAUAGUGCACUAUGUAGUGAAUAGUUUGUGAUUUGCAGACGCAGACGCAGACGCUCCCCCCCGGAACCAUUUAAUGUAACAACGCGUAACCCAGCCGAGACUAUUUCGCGUUCGGACCGCGAAGUUUGUUUUGCUCCGGAUCUACAGUAAAAGGAAUCGUUUAAAGAGGGAUAAAUAUUUCGAAUGAAAUAUUGGAAAGCGGUUUAAUAUGAGAUGGAGGGUGAAGACGAGCUUUUGGACUUUCGAAAGCGGUGGAAACAGGAACUGGAGAAAAAGACUAAGGUAAAAAACGACAGUGCUGUGGCUUAUUUGGGACACUGCAGUAAAGCGGGUGGAACUGCUGAGCAGAGACGCGGCCAUGCUGGGACACCUGAGGAGAAAGCCAGAGAUGCUGAAGGCUCGAAACGUCGUGAGGAGGGCUGUGAAGAUCAGCCUCAGUACGUGUCCAUCGCAGAGGGUUUGCUGGAUGGAAGGAGCAGCCCCCUGCUGGCCAGGAUGGAGGAGGAGAGAGUGCGGAGGAAGCGGCGCUGUGUGCGGGGAGAUGAGCAGCAGCAGCUCCUCUCAGCUCCACACACUCACAGCACAGCUCAUCUUACACUCAUCGACCAGUUUAUUCAGGAUCUGAACGAGGUGAAUGAAAUCCCUUUCUUCGACGUUGAGCUGCCGUAUGAACUGGCUCUGAAGAUUUUCCAGUUCCUGAACAAAGCUGAUCUGGGACGAUGUGCUCAGGUGAGUAAGUCAUGGAGAGUGUUAGCGGAGGACGAGGUCCUGUGGUACAGGUUGUUCCUUGAGGAGGGGUAUCACCGAGGGGCGAGCGUCUCCGACUCCCCCUGCUGGAAAAGCACACUGAGAGAUUGCAUUAACACUGAGAAAAAUGUAAAGUACAACUGGAAGAAUCGAGUCGGCUCAAUCAGCCAUCUGCAGUAUGAACUAGGAAAAGUGUUGUGUGACGUCAGUUCCUGUGAAAGACUGGUCAUUGCUGGGUAUACCUCAGGUGACGUGCGACUGUGGGACACUCUCCACUGGGACUCGGGUGCUUUGAAUCUGCAGCCUGCCCACAGCACCAGAGCCGAGACCCCAUUGCCACACGUUAGUCUGGUACGAGUCACCGACACUGUGGCCUGCGCUGCCUAUGAGAAUGGGUGUGUGGAUGUUUGGAGCACUGAAUCUGGUGUAGAGCCAAUCCAUCACUAUCAGCACCUGCAGCGGGUGUGUGCCCUCGAUCUGUGCGCUGAUGCUCCAGUCGUGACCUCUGCGUCUGGGUCGGAGGUGCGAGUGGACACUCCAGAUGAUCGGGGCUACUGGAGGACCGUGUGUCUCACCCAGUUGGCUAAACCUGUGGACGGAGUGAUGGUGGUUCCAGGAAAGCGGGAGAGCCCACUGGUUUCAGCCUGGGCUGGUGAGAGUGUGUAUCUGCUGGAUCCAAGUGAGAGAGAGGAAGAAAGUGAUGAAGAGGAAGGAGCCAGAGUGCUUCACUCUGUAUAUGGCCACCCUGUUACCUGCCUGGAUGUGAGCGCAUGCCGAGCUGCCGUGGGGGUGAAGAGCUGCGGCUGGGGCAUGAACGAUGGCGGUAACAAGGUUCGGGUGUACAGCCUGGAGACUGGCCAGGCUGAGCUGGUGUUGGGGAACUCGGCUGGAGACUUCACCUGCAUCAGCCUGGGAGAUGCACCCCUACAUCUGCUGGUGUGCGGGAACAAAGACAGGCGGGUGCGAGUGUUUGACCUGCGUUCUGGCUCCUCGGUGGUAUCGCUGUAUGCCCAUCACAUGGGCGUGACCACGGUGCAGGCGGACGAUUGGAAGAUCGUGAGCGGAGGCGGAGAGGGAUUGGUCUGCGUGUGGGAAAUGAGGAUGGGGGCGAAACUCUGGGAGAUGCACAACAGGCACCCAGUCCGUCACAUACGGUUUAACAGCAGCACCCUGGUGACGGCCAACAUCCCUGAUGAAAAGAACCCACGUGGAGCAUGCAUCACUGACGAUGACCUCACUGCUCACCGCAGACACCGGGGGGUGAUCUGCUACUACGAUUUCUCCAUGGAUUCCUCCUCCCAGGAACACGUGCUGCCCAUCUGCAGGUCCGACUACACCGAGACGAGCGGCUACAACUACAACAUCGGCCUGGCUAUGCCUUACGACACGCUCGCUGAUCCUCAGGGCUCGGGGCUCUGACCCACAAUGCACCAGGGCGAGAUCAUUAAAAGAGCCUGGAAGAUUCUUUCCAGUUUUCCUCUAGUUAAAAUCUGACUUUAUACUAUGAAAAUACCUCUAUAGACUUUUUAACUAUUUUCUUGACUUAGUUUUAUGUUUAUAUUUUAAUUCAAUUUAUUUUUACAGACACAAGAUUCCCACGAUAUUGAUUUCCUUCUUUUUUUUUUUUUUGUAUUAUAUUUUGGUAUACGUUGUCCUUUCAAUGUUAAGUCUUUAUCUUUCACAGGAUUACAGUGAUGAUUUCAAUUUAAAAUUUAAAAUCUUUAAUGCUUUACAUGGUACAUAUUUAUUUAAUAACAGUGUUAAGUCACUUUGCAGAACCAGUUUUGAUCAAAAUGUUUGCUUAAAAAAAAAAAAAAAAAAAAAAAGAGAGAGAGAUAAA